Messenger RNA from Paramuricea clavata, 408 nucleotides. The record is from the annotation of a GenBank genome assembly. Lineage: Eukaryota; Metazoa; Cnidaria; Anthozoa; Malacalcyonacea; Plexauridae.
AUGUGGAAAUUUGUAGACGAUGUCUCAUCCUCUGAAAAUCUUACAUCGAACAGCUUCUCGGUCACUCAGUCAACUCUUGAUUCUAUCGAUUCAUGGGCAACUUACAAUUGUAUGAAAUUGAAUGCCAAAAAGUGCAAAGAGUUCCGGGUUUCCUUUCUUAAAGAAACCCCGCAGCUACCAUCUUUGACAAUUGAUGGUUACGUGGUAGAAACGGUACAAUCGCACAAAGUGUUGGGUUUAAUUAUUCAAAACAAUCUUAAAUGGGACGAGCAAAUUCGAUCAAUCGUCACCAAGGCCUCCAAACGGUUAUACGGUCUUCGCGUAUUAUGCCGCGGUGGUGUCCCUCCUGCUGAGCUUACCAACAUAUACUUCGCUCUUAUUCGUUCUAUUCUGGAAUACUGUUGUGAG